AUGACAACGCCUUGGGAUUUCAGAUCGCCAUCCGCCUCCGCUCGUUCGAUCCUCGCAUCUUUGAGAGGUGGCUGGAGAACAGGACAAAACCCCCGGGAAGCUCACUAUGCCCUGUCGGCAGUGUACGAACUGCAUCGAGCUGGAGUUCUCGACGACGUGAAGGCCCAAGGCAUCCAUCCCAAUGCGGUGUACUGGCGCCAUCCUGACGGCACCUUCAUCGCGAGCAUUCGAAGUCGGUUCGACAUGGAAUUCCCCAUGGAUUGCCUGCCUCUGGAUCAGCUCGAUAUCCUCCCCUUGCGACAUCCUCCGGCUCAACCAGAAAACGAAUGA
This is a messenger RNA of Fonsecaea pedrosoi CBS 271.37, 330 nucleotides long. RefSeq lists its product as uncharacterized. The record is from RefSeq and is a predicted model, not a curated record. The transcript has a single exon. The coding region runs from base 1 to 330 and encodes 109 amino acids. NCBI's taxonomy places the organism in Eukaryota, Fungi, Ascomycota, Eurotiomycetes, Chaetothyriales, Herpotrichiellaceae.